CUUCGCAGAGGACCCCCGUCGAAGACAGGUCAGUUUCUGUGUGGCAGUGUCGACACCGUCAUCUCCGUGCAGGUUGAUCCUUGUCGUAGAGCCUGCGACACAGAAAGAAUUUCCAAGAUGGCGCAAAACAUGCUAUCACGCAUGCGCAGUCUUCCUAUCCGCGGAGUGCUGACUGUGAUUGGUGGGUUCCUGGUGCACAGCACCAUCAGCACCGGGUACAUCUUUGGCAACAUGACCCCCUAUCUGACGUCAUACCUGCGCGCCAGAAGUGAGUCGAAUAACACCCAGUACUCGGAAACUGUCUGGAUCUCCACAGCGAACUAUUUGACCAUGGCAUUUUUUAUGCCCAUAUUGGGCUGGAUAGAACAAAAACUGUCUCCGAGGAUUUCUACGCUGAUAGGUGGACUGAUCUUCAGUUCUGGAAUGCUCCUCACAUACUUCACCAUGCAACAUUCCCUCAUCUUGACGGCCUUGACCUAUGGCGUCAUUAAUGGUGCUGGAAAAAGUAUCGCGUACCCUGGAGCUGUGAAAUGUGCCCUCAAGUGGUUUCCGAACAGAUCUGGUCUAGUAACAGGAAUCAUUAUCUGUGGAAUUGGUUUUGGAACCUUCGUGUUCAACCAAGUCAUCACGGCCUUCAUCAACCCUGACAACUUGUCCCCCGAUGAAACAAUCAAAGAUGAUCUGUACUUCACACAGGGCUCCCUACUGGACAGAGUACCCUACUGCUUUCUGAUGUUAGGCGGGGUCUACACAACUAUCCAGCUCCUCGCCGUCAUCUUUCUCAUAGCCACGCCUACUGUCACGCCUACAGUCACGCCCAAACAGGAAGAAAAUGUGGAGAAGGCAAUAGAGAAGAGUCCUGACUGCGAGAAGAAGCUAGAUGAAAAGUCGAAAGAAGAUCUCGACACAAUAUCCAACACAGACAGUGGUAUCACUGAGGACGACGACGGCAACUACACACCGCGCCAGGUCCUACGGUCGAAGCUAUUCUACUUGCUGUGGGUCAUCUACGGCUGUGUGGUCCUUGGCAUCUUUUUCGUGAUGAACUUCUACAAGACAUUUUCACAGACCUUCAUCAAAGAUGACCAUUUUCUGGCUCUCGCGGGCUCUGUCGGAUCAGCCUUUAAUGCUCUGGGCAGGCCAUUUUGGGGAGCCGUGGGGGACAAGAUAGGCUACAGGGAAUCACUCACCAUUGUCAUCGGCGUGUUCGGAACAGCAGGGGCGACCUUCACCUUGUGUGAAUAUGGCGGGAAAGUGAUGCUGAUGAUUUGGCUGUGUCUAAUCUACGGGACGUUUUCAGGCUUCUACGCCCUCAUGCCCUCACUGACAGUGUCUCUGUAUGGUCAGAAAUACUACAGCGUCAACUACGGCCUGCUCUUCACCUGCCAGAUCGUAGUUCAGCUGACAGGCGCACUUCUGACGUCACAACUGAAAUCCACCAUUGGAUGGCAAGGGAUUCUCUACAUAGGCGCCGGAGGAAUAAUAUUCAGUUUCUGCCUGUGCUGUGGAAUGCUUGUGCAGUACCGAUUGGCCAGGAAGAAGGAAAUGAAGUACAGCAACAAACACGCCGAGAAAUCAUUUGAUACCCGGCUGUAGAAUGUCAAACAGAACUAUAGCCGGAAGGAAAUAUGAGGACUUAGUUUAGCAGUUGUACACUUUUGUGAAUAACAACAUUGAUCACAACGCUUGUGGAACUCUGUUUAACACAUCUACAUUUAGAUGUCGUAUUUUAUAUUGUAAUACGCCCACAUGGAAUAAUUGUGUCUAUAUGAGCUGCCUGUAUGUGUUAAAUUGGCUGUGAAAUGAUUGACAAGUCAUAUGAUUGACAGUGAACAUGAAAUGAAAUAUUGACUGAAAUGUCUAAUAAAGUGUAGA
Messenger RNA from Haliotis rufescens (red abalone), 1875 nucleotides. Its product is annotated as oxalate:formate antiporter-like. The coding region runs from base 118 to 1596 and encodes 492 amino acids. The record is from RefSeq and is a predicted model, not a curated record. Lineage: Eukaryota; Metazoa; Mollusca; Gastropoda; Lepetellida; Haliotidae. The transcript is spliced from 12 exons. Gene Ontology annotation, biological process: transmembrane transport. Gene Ontology annotation, molecular function: transmembrane transporter activity.